Messenger RNA from Cylindrotheca closterium, 972 nucleotides. The record is from the annotation of a GenBank genome assembly. NCBI's taxonomy places the organism in Eukaryota, Bacillariophyta, Bacillariophyceae, Bacillariales, Bacillariaceae.
AUGAUAAGAAGGACAUCCUACGUUUCUACCAAAUAUGACAAGCGCAGAAGCUUGGAACGGCGGGCCUCUGUCCAAGAAAGUUUGGAUGCUGCUUUGGGGAUUGGCUUUGAUGAUGAAAUUCCGUUGUUUGUCAUUCAGUACGAUGUGCGAACAAAUUCGGUGUCUCCUCCAUCUCCCCGAAGGGAAGGUAGCCAAGUUCCAAAACCUAAAAAGAUUACGCAAAGAAGAAGGUCUCUGAACGCCACAGUUGAGAAAAAGCGCAAGUGCCCACCGCGGCGAGUCUCCAGCGCUGAUUCUGCAGGUUCGGCUCGCCCUUCAGAGACAAUACGCAUGUCAGAUUCCACCGAAACGACAAGUGCCACAAUAAGUGAACAUAAUAAGAAGCAACUUAGGAAACAAAGAAAGUCGAAGAAACUAAAAAAGAAGAGCGCGAAACUGAACGACGACUCUACCGUACUGACGGUACCAACAACACAAGAAGUGACUGAUGCCAAAAACACUACAAGGUCCAAAGGAAAUACUUCACCUUCGAGUAGAUCAUCGAGGAAGCCGAGAAAGAAGAGUGACCUUACCAUAAUAAGUCUAGCAGCAAAAGUGACUUCCGAAAACUGUCCAAGAUCCAAAGAAAGAACCUCACCUUCGGGAAGACGAAGCAAGUCCGCCGUCAAAGAAACCACCUCGCCUUCGGGUCUACGAGGAAAGCCAGCUUUCAAAAAGAGAAACUCAUUUUUCGUUCCCACCAACUCUCCACUGCACGAAUCAAUCUGCAUAGAUGAGUUACACUUGCCAGAUCCCAAUCUACGUCGGGGGUCUUCUGUUAUGUUCUCAGAUUUUUCUGAAAUGACCUUUGUUGCCGCCUUGUCAGAGGGCAAUAACGGGGAUCUCUUUUACAACGACGAAGAGCUAGCCGAAUUUCGUCACGAAGCCUUUUUAGAAAGUUGCGGCUUGGGCGAAGAGUAUAAGCAUCUAUGA